Messenger RNA from Perca flavescens (yellow perch), 453 nucleotides. RefSeq names its product ribonuclease. NCBI's taxonomy places the organism in Eukaryota, Metazoa, Chordata, Actinopteri, Perciformes, Percidae. The transcript has a single exon. The record is from RefSeq and is a predicted model, not a curated record. Gene Ontology annotation, biological process: defense response to Gram-positive bacterium. Gene Ontology annotation, molecular function: nucleic acid binding; RNA nuclease activity. Bases 1 to 453 code for a protein of 150 amino acids.
AUGAAGAUCUCUGUCAUUGCCGGUGUGCUGCUGCUUUCUGCUGCCGUGAUCUCUCUGGAUUUUGUGAGAGAAGAAAAAACUCUGGCUGCAAAGUUUAUAAAUCAGCAUAUCAACGAGGAGAUGAACAAUAACGACUGCACCAAAGUGAUGAAUGACAGAGGAAUCACGGACUACAACGGCAACUGUAAGCUGAUGAAUACCUUCAUCGGGGCGCCUAUUGGAACCGUCAGAGACAUCUGUGGGACUGGAGGACAGAAAUACUUUAAUAAAAAGAAACCUGGCGUUCGUGAUCUCAGAAAAAGCCGAGCACCCUUUAACAUUGUUGUCUGCAGACUGAAGGAUGCUACUGCCGCUCCUUGUGAGUACGAGGGUGCAGCUUAUAACAGGCACAUUGUAGUCGCAUGCGAUGUUAAAGGAGAUCCUGUUCACUUUGAUAGGUUUCUGUCUUAUUAA